Messenger RNA from Hibiscus syriacus, 2140 nucleotides. RefSeq names its product sulfate transporter 1.2-like. Gene Ontology annotation, biological process: transmembrane transport. The record is from RefSeq and is a predicted model, not a curated record. The transcript has 14 exons. Gene Ontology annotation, molecular function: secondary active sulfate transmembrane transporter activity. Bases 74 to 2059 code for a protein of 661 amino acids. Lineage: Eukaryota; Viridiplantae; Streptophyta; Magnoliopsida; Malvales; Malvaceae. Gene Ontology annotation, cellular component: membrane.
UAAAAAGAACUCGUUAAGUUCUCUAAAUCCCAUCUGCCAACCACCUCCAUAUCCACCAUCUUUGAUAAGUGAUAUGGCUUCGAAUCCUCAUUCAAAUAAUGAGCAAGCCGAAACCAAGGAGAUGGACAUUAGAAGCCUGUCGUCAUCUCGGCGUCAGGUGCACAGUGAAUCCUAUCUUCACAAGGUGGCGGUUCCGCCUAAGCAAAACCUGUUCCGGGAAUUCACAGCCACCGUGAAAGAAACAUUGUUUGCUGAUGACCCUCUGCGUCCCUUCAAGCAUCAACCCAGGUCUCGAAAGUUCAUACUGGGAAUCCAGGCCAUCUUUCCCAUUUUUGAAUGGGGAAGGAGUUACACCUGGAGAAAAUUUCGUGGUGAUAUCAUUGCUGGACUCACUAUUGCCAGUCUCUGCAUUCCUCAGGAUAUUGGUUAUGCAAAGCUAGCAAACUUGGAUCCGGAGUAUGGACUUUACUCCAGCUUUGUUCCUCCAUUGAUUUAUGCCUUUAUGGGAAGUUCAAGAGAUAUCGCCAUUGGACCAGUCGCAGUGGUAUCUCUUUUAUUAGGGACUAUGCUUUCAAAUGAGAUCGACCCUAAGAAAAACAAAGCCGAGUAUCUGCGGCUUGCAUUUACUGCUACCUUUUUUGCAGGCAUCAUUCAAGCAACUCUCGGUGUUCUUAGGUUGGGCUUCUUGAUUGAUUUCCUGUCCCAUGCUGCCAUCGUCGGUUUUAUGGCCGGAGCUGCCGUCACAAUUGCCCUUCAACAGCUUAAGGGACUUCUCGGUAUAAAAGAUUUCACAAAGAAUCCAGAUAUUGUUUCUGUAAUGCAAUCUGUAUGGGGCAACAUCGAUCAAUGGAACUGGCAGACAAUAGUCAUUGGAGUUUGCUUUUUAUCCUUCCUUUUGUUCGCGAAAUACAUUGGAAAAAAGAACAAGAAAUUCUUCUGGGUGCCUGCAAUAGCUCCUUUGAUAUCUGUUAUUAUCGCCACCUUUUUCGUUUUCAUAACACGUGCAGAUAAGCAAGGAGUUGCCAUUGUGAAGCACAUUAAGCAAGGAAUCAAUCCCUCAUCUGUGAAUCAAAUUUACUUCAGUGGUGAAUAUCUUACGAAAGGUAUAAAGAUCGGUGUCGUGGCUGGUAUGGUAGCAUUGACGGAAGCUGCUGCCAUUGGAAGAACUUUUGCUUCAAUGAAAGAGUAUCAAAUAGAUGGAAACAAAGAAAUGAUGGCAAUAGGAGCUAUGAAUAUAGUAGGUUCAAUGACUUCCUGCUAUGUUGCCACGGGUUCAUUUUCUCGAUCUGCAGUGAAUUUCAUGGCAGGAUGCGAAACUGCAGUCUCUAAUAUCGUUAUGUCCUGUGUUGUAUUUUUAACCCUGGAAUUCAUAACACCUCUUUUCAAGUACACCCCAAAUACCAUCCUCGCUGCCAUCAUUAUAAAUGCCGUGAUCGGGCUUUUCGAUGUUCCGGCAGCAAUUUUGAUAUGGAAGAUUGAUAAAUUUGAUUUUGUUGCAUGCCUGGGAGCCUUUCUUGGAGUCGUCUUUCGAUCGGUUGAGAUUGGCCUCCUAAUUGCUGUCAUAAUAUCCUUUGCUAAAAUCCUCUUACAAGUUACUAGGCCUCGAACUGCUCUUCUUGGUAAGAUCCCUAGGAGUACUGUGUACCGAAAUAUCCAACAAUAUCCUGAAGCAACUAGAGUUCCUGGUGUUUUGAUCGUUAGAGUUGAUUCUUCUAUUUACUUUUCCAACGCUAAUUAUGUCAGGGAGAGGAUAUUGAGAUGGUUAAUGGAUGAAGAAGAGCAAGUAAAAGCUGCAUGUCAACCAGCAAUCCAGUUUUUGAUAAUUGAGAUGUCACCUGUAACUGACAUUGAUACCAGUGGCAUCCAUGCCAUGGAAGAACUACACAAGAGUCUUCAGAAAAAGAAUAUUCGGCUGGUUCUGGCAAAUCCUGCCCCGGUGGUGAUCGAAAAGCUUCACUCAUCGAAAUUCACCGAUAUAAUCGGCGACGACAAUAUCUUUCUAACUGUUGCUGAUGCCGUGUCAUCGUGUUCUCCGAAAUGGGUGGAAGAAGAAGUAUGAAGAAUGAAAAGGAAAUGGUGGUUAAUGCAUGAUAGCAAAGUGUGCAUGUAGAAGGGAGGGAUAGAUGGUGCAAUUGAAUAA